Molecule: messenger RNA, 1398 nt
Organism: Trichoderma asperellum CBS 433.97
Lineage: Eukaryota; Fungi; Ascomycota; Sordariomycetes; Hypocreales; Hypocreaceae
Biological process (GO): DNA repair
Molecular function (GO): polynucleotide 3'-phosphatase activity; ATP-dependent polydeoxyribonucleotide 5'-hydroxyl-kinase activity; double-stranded DNA binding
Source: RefSeq, a predicted model, not a curated record
AUGGCUACGCAAAAUCCACCAAAGAAGCGCAAGGAUCCCGGUGCUCCAAUCUCCCCACCUCCCCUCAAAAAGACCGUGAAGAGCACUACUACAAAGUCAGCUAUUGCAGGCUUUUUUACACCAAUUUCUCAAAAGCCCAAAGAUCGAACGGUCUGGUCAGAACGAAGUCCUUCAGAGGAUGCUCCCCCGACACUGCUUGUUGGCAGAUACCAGCCGGAAAAUAACGACAAGGGACCCCCAGACAAGCGGAGGAAGAUAGCUGCGUUCGAUCUCGACUCGACUCUUAUUACUACCUCAUCAGGAAAGAAGCAUGCGUCCAACGCAGCAGAUUGGAAGUGGUGGGAUAGUACAGUCCCGGAUCGACUACGCAAGCUCUAUGAGAAAGAAGACUAUCAUGUGGUGAUUCUUUCAAACCAGGCCGGAUUAACGCUUCACUUUGACGCAAACCACAAAGGACCAAAAGCUAAUGCUCAGAAACGCGUCACUGAAUUUAAACAAAAGUGCAGUGCUGUAUUAACUAGCCUUGAUCUCCCGAUAACGGUUUAUGCGGCCACGGAGAAAGACAUUUAUCGAAAACCUAGGAGGGGUAUGUGGAAAGAAGUCUGCGACGAUCUAGAAAUUUCCGAAGACGAGGUAAAUCUGAAGGAUAGCUUCUUCGUUGGCGAUGCAGGUGGUCGAAUCGCCAGUCUUGGCAAAGGAGCCGGUGGUGCAGCAGCACCGGCAGCAAAAGACUUCAGCUGCUCUGAUCGCAAUCUCGCACAUAAUGUUGGCAUCGACUACUUGACACCCGAAGAGUUCUUUAGAGGAGAGAAGCCCAGAGACUUUGUUCGUGAGUUUGACCUAUUAAGCUAUACAUUCCCAGAGGAGGACGGGUCUCUCGACAUUGCUGAAGACGUCUAUGAACGGAAAAAUGAUCAAGAUGUCGUUAUGUUUUGCGGCCCUCCCGGAGCUGGGAAAAGCACAUUUUACUUCAAAGUCCUCAAGCCUCUUGGGUAUGAGCGAGUGAAUCAAGAUACGCUAAAAUCUCGCGACAAAUGCAUACAAGCCGCCAGAGAACUACUCAAAGAUGGCAAAUCUAUAGCUGUUGACAACACCAAUGCCGAUCCUGACACGCGGGCGCUAUGGAUUGACGUAGCUAAAAAGGCCGGUGUCCCUAUUCGGUGUCUCUGGUUCUCAACACCCGUUAUAGUGUGUGAGCAUAAUGACGCUGUUCGAGCGAAUAAUGCCCUAUUAAAUCCAGAAGCUCGACAGAGUCUUCCUAAACUGGCUUUCACUGGAUUUCAAUCAAGAUUUAAAGAGCCGAAGGAAAGAGAGGGCUUUCAAGAUGUCACAGAAGUCAAGUUUAAAUUCCGAGGCACCAAGGAGGAGUAUGUGCUUUGGGGCCAGUACUGGAUCUGA